Molecule: messenger RNA, 705 nt
Organism: Alternaria alternata
Lineage: Eukaryota; Fungi; Ascomycota; Dothideomycetes; Pleosporales; Pleosporaceae
Exons: 1
Coding region: 1-705 (234 amino acids)
Source: RefSeq, a predicted model, not a curated record
AUGGUCUGCUUCCUCUAUCCAGUCAAGCGCUUCGCGAAUCCGGAUCCGAAUGGCGACAGCUUUACCGUGAAAAACGAGUUCAUGGGAGUGUUCUUUACGCCAAGGUCGUACUGGUUCAUAUACCUUGACUUUGCGCUCCAGCGUCCAGUCCGAUUAGUCAACAGGAUGCUGUUUGAAUUGGUUGCGGAGGGUAUUAAGAGAGCUUUGGAUCAGUGGAGGCAGCGAGAUCUGCAUGGGAAGGCUGAUGGAAGUGACCUCGGGAGUACGAGCGACAUAUCCGCGUCGCGCACCCUUCGCACCGGCUCACCUCAAUCCUGUUUGAACAGCGAAAACAUUGCCUACACACGGUGGCUGGUAGCUGAAGAACUCUACGAGAAUCCAUGGAACGACUGGGAUACUUCGAAUCGCGAUGAUAUUUCACCCGAACGAUAUAUCUCUCAACCUCGCGAAGACCAUUCGAACCUCCUGUACAUGGUCAAGCCUUCAGUAUGGGCAGCUGCGAAUAGCGGUAGAGGAACACGAGCCGAAUGGUCAAUAUACAAAGUGCCUGGCAUUCAUCCUUCGGUAUCACACAAGGAGCAGACUGAGCUUUGGGUGGAGAUAUCGAGCAGGAUUAGGUCGAGAGGAAGGCGAACUGGAGGAUACGGUGGAUUGCGGCGGCUCGGGAGAACUCAAGGAUCUAUUCGACUGCGACAGUCGUGUUGA